Molecule: messenger RNA, 2664 nt
Organism: Leptopilina heterotoma
Lineage: Eukaryota; Metazoa; Arthropoda; Insecta; Hymenoptera; Figitidae
Product: GTP-binding protein 2
Exons: 7
Coding region: 215-2002 (595 amino acids)
Biological process (GO): translational elongation
Molecular function (GO): translation elongation factor activity; GTP binding; GTPase activity
Source: RefSeq, a predicted model, not a curated record
UAUUCAUUUAGACUAAAUUUUUAGUUUUCAAACAUAACCUCAAAAUUAUUUUUAAAGCGUUUUGCGCAAUCUCGCAUGAAUUCUGCAAGUUCGCUCCUGUCAAAGUGAACCAAUAUGGCGAAAGAAUGUUUUGAGGGUCAAAAUCGAAUGACAGAAAAUCAGUAAAUUGUUAUAGAAAAAAAACAAGUGGCUUCCAGUUUUGGACUUUUCAGAUAUGGAGUCCUUUUUAGAAUUAUUCGAACCGGAGGAAUCAAAGCCAAGGAGGAAAAAAAAUUGGGAGCCUGUGGGUGGAAAUGAAAAUUCGGACAAUGAAAAUUCUUCAGAGACCGAUCAGGAAGAUCGGCUACCACCUGAACCUGAACAAGGAAAUAUUGAAUACAAAUUAAAAUUGGUGAAUCCUUCCAGUCAAAGAUUUGAACAUCUUGUCACUCAAAUGAAAUGGCGUCUUCGUGAAGGACAUGGAGAAGCUAUUUAUCAAAUAGGCGUCGAGGAUAAUGGAAUAUUGGCCGGUUUAUCGCGCGAAGAUAUGAUGUUGUCGUUGAAAACUUUGAGGGACAUGGCAAGUAGACUGGGAGCAGAAACUACAGUUCUUCGUGAAAGAGUGGCAAAAUGCAAAUUACGAACAACUAAAUUGGAGGAGAAACGUGUGGCCGAAGUAUUAGUCAGAAAAAUACGUAAAGGCGACGCUGAUGAUCAAGAUGUUGUCAUUGACUUGAGACUGGCAGUAUUAGGAGGGCAGGAUGCUGGAAAAUCUACUCUCUUAGGUGUACUUACGCAAGGUGAAUUGGACAAUGGCCGGGGGAGAGCCAGAUUGAAUAUAUUUCGUCACCUCCACGAGAUAAAAACAGGUCGCACAUCGUCGAUUUCGCACGAAAUUCUUGGAUUCGAUAAUGACGGUCAUGUUUUAAAUUAUUCUGAAAUGAAAACAGCCGAAGAAAUUUGUGAGCACGCAUCAAAAGUAGUGACAUUCAUUGACUUGGCCGGACAUCGAAAAUAUUUGAGGACAACACUUUUGGGUCUCACAGGUUAUUCUCCCCAUUAUGUGAUGCUGGUCGUUUCUCUUCCGCUAAAUGAAGCUUUUCAAGAGCACUUGACCCUAUGCUUGGCACUGCGAAUACCGUUCGUCAUUGUCGUCACAAAAAUAGACAUUGGAUACAGAAAUCCACAUGAAAUUAUUCUACAACUUGAAACUGCAUUACAAGCACAGGGCUGCUCAAAGAAAUUGGUGCUGCACACAAAUAAUAAUGAUGAGCACAAUGUUUGUGAUAUUGAUGCAAUACCAUUAUUUCUUGUCAGUUGUGUGACGGGCGAGGGUCUUGGAAAUCUCACAAAUUUCAUUAAAGAUCUUCUACCCACAGAUCCAACACCUGCUGAAAAUGAUCCUGAAAAUUGCCUUUUCCAAAUUGACGAAACUUUCAGAGUAGUGGGACUGAAUGAACCAGUUUUGGGAGGUCUGCUUGUGAAGGGACUUAUCACACCAGGUACUCGACUAUUAGUUGGUCCAUUGCCGGAUGGGGAAUUCAGUCCAGUUAAAGUUGUGACACUUCAUCGCAAUAAAACACCCUGCUGCGUUGUUCGAGCGUCACAAAGUGCAAGUCUAACCAUAGAACCGUUAUCAAAACGUGAUCCACCUUUACCCCAUCUUCGACCUGGAAUGGUUUUGGUUUCAUCUCGUGAACAUCCUCACGCUACUCUCUUCUUUCAAGCAACUAUUCUGGUGGUUUAUCAUCCAACGGCAAUAUUCCCCGGCUUUCAAACGACCGUGCACACGGGAAACGUGCGACAGACUUGCAUAUUUGAAGGCAUCAUGGAAAAGAAAGACGAAGGCCUCCAAACUAAUGAAACAGCAUCUGUACUCCUCAGAUUUGUUUGUCAUCCAGAAUAUCUUCAUGUGGGAAUGAGACUCCUCUUAAGGGAAGGACGAGCAAAAGCAAUUGGAAAAAUUACCCAAAUAUUCCCCCUAAUUGGAUCUCAAAGUGCCACGGAAAAGAAUUUUGUCUAAAAAUGCUAAAAACACCGCUCUCCCCUCCACCUUAAGAUGACACCAGUCCAACUAGAAAGGAAUUUCUAGAAAAAAAAAUCAGGUUUUUUUUUCAUUUUUCAUUUCUUUUUGACAAAGAUAAUAUUUACAAUUUUUGAAUUGUAGUUUUAACAAUAUUGAUACAGUAAAAUUAUUGUACCAUUAAUAAUUUAGAAAGAAAACGGUACAAAAUUACCAUAAAUGUACAGUUUGAGAAUUAACAAAAAAAUUAUUUUUUCAUUUUGGUAUUAAUUUUUUGAGAUUUGCAGAAAUUCUUUGUUUUUUGUUCUUUAAACUAGACAAAAGAGUGAUAAAUAUGUGAUUAAUUAUUAUUUCGCAAAAAAAAUGUUUGACAACCUUUUUGUGUUUAAUAUCAAUUUUCUUUUUCGUUUUUUUAAUUAGAGAGAAAGAGAGAAAGAAAAAGAGAGAGAGAGAGUGAGAAAAAUCGAUAUUUAUUUUAAUUUAUACAACGAAAAAUUUGUUUCGUUUCAGAAAGAAUAUGAAAAAUAUUAUUAUAUUGACAAUUUAUAUAUGUGACGUAAAAAUCCAGUACUGUGAGUACUUGAUAAGUUUUGAAAAAACAAGUCCUGUAAAAGAGUUAUAAGCAAUAUUUUUUUAAUUACAAAAGUAAUUGAGUUAAUGAA